GGACCUGGAGCCAGGCGAGCAGAGCCAAACUACAGCGGAGCAAGUCUCGUUUUGUGAAAGCGGGAGGAAAAAGCCCGAGCAUGCAGAGCGCGCAGAGCAUGAGUUUCUGUCUGCCGAAGCAGUGCCUUUGCCUGGCUUUCCUGCUCCUCCAUCUCCUGGGACAGGUCGCUGCGACUCAGCGCUGUCCGACCCCGUGUCCGGCCCAGUGCUCCAAGACGCCGCCGACCUGCGCCCCCGGGGUGAGAGCGGUGCUGGACGACUGCUCCUGCUGUCUGGUGUGCGCCCGCCAGCGCGGCGAGAGCUGCUCGGAGAUGGAGCCGUGCGAGGAGAGCAACGGCCUCUUCUGCGACCGCAGAGCGGACCCCAGCGCCCAGACGGGCAUCUGCAUGGCGGUAGAAGGAGACAACUGUGUAUUCGAUGGGGUCAUUUACCAAAGUGGAGAGACCUUCCAGCCCAGCUGCAAAUACCAGUGCACCUGCAGAGAUGGGCAGAUUGGCUGUAUACCCCGCUGUGAAGAGGACCUGCUACUGCCCCAGCCUGACUGCCCAGCUCCAAGAAAAGUUGAGGUGCCCGGGGAGUGCUGUGAAAAGUGGAUCUGUGACUCAGCUGAGAAGGGGGACUUAGGGGACCUCCUUGCCCUCCCAGCCUACAGGACAGAAGCCACUGUAGGAGUUGCAGUCUCUGACUCCAGUGUCAACUGCAUUGAACAGACCACAGAGUGGAGUGCAUGUUCCAAGAGCUGUGGCAUGGGUUUUUCCACCCGGGUCACCAACAGGAAUCCACAGUGUGAGAUGGUGAAGCAGACUCGCCUCUGCAUGGUGCGGCCCUGUGAACAAGAGCACGAGCAACCGACAGAUAAGAAAGGAAAAAAGUGUCUCCGCACCACAAAGUCGCUCAGAGCCAUGCACUUGCAGUUCAAGAACUGCACAAGCCUGCACACCUACAAGCCCAGGUUCUGCGGGGUCUGCAGUGAUGGCCGGUGCUGCACCCCCCACAACACCAAAACCAUCCAGGUGGACUUCCAGUGCUCCCCAGGGCAAAUCAUCAAGAAACCAGUCAUGGUCAUCGGGACCUGCACCUGUCACAACAACUGUCCUCAUAACAACGAGGCCUUCCUCCAAGAGUUAAAGCCAAACACCAGCAGAGGGAAGAUGUAAUCUGUGUCCCUCAAGAAGCACACCCACAGAGGCAAACUGUAGCGACCCACCAUCAAAUGAAUAUAAGAAAAAUGAUGAAGAGUUGUUAUUUCACCCCUGAGUCCUAUGUAUUUUCUGUGGUCAUAUGAGGUCAGUUAUAUCUGUCUUUUUUUUAAUGAAAGAUACAAUUAACAGUAACCUUGGAAUCAAGGUAAGCUCAGGAUAGUGCUUAGGGAUGGCUGACUUUUCUGGGAUGUUUACUACAAAAGAAAAUCUCUACAAAUUUAAGAAAUCAGAUAUAUGUUUUACUGUGUAGACCGUAUCGCAUUACACUCAUCUUAUUUUGUUAUACACUAGUGCAAUUUCAAGAAAAUGACACUGUCAUGAAUGACACAGUGAAGUCCAGGAUCAUACUGAAGAUGUCAUCAUGCAAAUUUUUCACCAUAUAUUGAGGUUUGACUUGAGGAUUCUCUGUUGAGCUGUCUUUUUUGAGGAGCUCAACCCUGAACUUCCAAGUCUGAGAUCUGAGGAAAC
Molecule: messenger RNA, 1670 nt
Organism: Ceratotherium simum simum (southern white rhinoceros)
Lineage: Eukaryota; Metazoa; Chordata; Mammalia; Perissodactyla; Rhinocerotidae
Gene: CCN3
Product: cellular communication network factor 3
Biological process (GO): signal transduction; positive regulation of cell differentiation; cell adhesion
Cellular component (GO): extracellular matrix; extracellular region
Molecular function (GO): integrin binding; heparin binding
Source: RefSeq, a predicted model, not a curated record